AUGGCUUAUCAAUCACGAAUUUCACUAGCAUUACUUGUUAUUUCCAUGUGCCUAUGUUUCUCACUCUCUCGUGCCGGGGAAAUAGCCAUCUAUUGGGGCCAAAAUGGGAAUGAGGGCACGUUAGCUCAAACUUGUGCAUCCGAAAAUUACAAAUUUGUCAAUUUAGCAUUUCUUGCAACAUUUGGCAAUGGUCAAACCCCGGUAAUCAAUCUCGCCGGCCACUGCGAUCCCACUGCCGGUGGCUGCACCGGCCUCAGUUCCGACAUCAAGUCAUGUCAAGAUAAAGGGGUCAAAGUCCUUCUCUCGAUAGGCGGAGCGGCUGGUAGCUACUACCUGGCAUCCGCUCAGGAUGCUAGGCAAGUAGCCACCUACUUGUGGAACAACUUUCUAGGUGGGAGUUCGUCCACUCGACCACUAGGAGACGCGGUUUUAGAUGGUAUUGACUUUGACAUUGAGGGAGGGACCAAUCAACAUUGGGAUGACUUGGCGCGAUACCUCUCUGCUUAUAGCAAGAAGGGAAAGAAAGUGCACUUGAGUGCUGCCCCUCAGUGCCCUUUCCCAGAUGCUUGGAUCGGGGAGGCCCUUCAGACGGGCCUUUUUGACUAUGUUUGGGUACAAUUUUACAACAAUCCGCCAUGCCAGUAUUCUUCUGGUAUGACGAAUCUUGAGGCGGCAUGGAAGCAGUGGACCUCGAUUAAGGCCUCUCAGAUCUUCCUUGGCUUGCCGGCUUCGUCUUCUGCUGCUGGCAGCGGAUUUAUCCCGGCAAACGAUCUUACUUCACAGGUGCUUCCAGCGAUAAAGGGUUCGACCAAGUAUGGAGGGGUGAUGUUAUGGGAUAAGUACCAUGAUGAUCAGAGUGGAUAUAGUUCUUCCAUUAAGAACAAUGUUUGA
Molecule: messenger RNA, 891 nt
Organism: Salvia splendens (bonfire salvia)
Lineage: Eukaryota; Viridiplantae; Streptophyta; Magnoliopsida; Lamiales; Lamiaceae
Product: acidic endochitinase
Exons: 1
Coding region: 1-891 (296 amino acids)
Biological process (GO): carbohydrate metabolic process
Cellular component (GO): extracellular region
Molecular function (GO): chitinase activity
Source: RefSeq, a predicted model, not a curated record